UACCGUUCAAUUCACCUCUUCCAUAUACAUUUGUGGUCUGUGUUGUGUAGUCGCAAUGGACGAGAAAUUAUAUCGUGUUUUAAAUUUUCGUGCUAUAAAAUGAAUAAAAUGUCCGAAGACAUUGUUAUAAAGACCUUGUUAUGUUCAGUAAAUAAUAUACGUGUUUUUUUAAUUUGUUAAUGAUGAGGUUUCAUAGACGUUGUGGGGAUAGAGUUAGUCUUUUACACGACAAUACAACUGCCGUAAGAAAUUUUGUUGAAUUUAAUCACGGGUUAAUUCUUAGCGCAGAUCCACUCACCGAUGAUGUUAUAUUUGAAGUUUGCAUAGAUAGAAAGGUAAACAUCUGGAAUGGGAGCCUUGAAAUCGGAGUCACCACCCUGGACCCUGAGUAUAUGGAGUUGCCUGCCACGGCAACUAAGCUUCGCAAUACGGCCUGGAUUAUGUCGGGAAGUUCUGUGGUAAAGGAUGGAGUGACAUUGAUACACUCAUAUGGUCCUAAGUUGGAUAGUCUUCACGAAGGCGACUGCUUAGGUGUUAUGAGAACUAGUAAGGAUGAAUUAAUGUUCUAUGUUAAUGGAAGAUGUCUGGGUAUAGCGGCGACUGAGAUGCCCCCACGACUCUUUGCUGUUAUCGAUUUGUAUGGCCAGUGCGUACAAGUUUCAAUAAUGCAUACAAACUGCAUGCGAACUAUCAUGGAGAAUAGUUUAGAUCAGAUUGAAGAAGAUCCCAACAAUGACGAUUCGAUAAUGAGUGAAUCGGAAGUGAUGCCUGAGAAUUUACAAGAUAAGCCGUGUUCGGAUGUCUUCGUACCGAUGACUACGGAAGGCGCAUGUGCUUUAGUGGCCAGAGACCGACUUCGGUUUCAUCCCAGAUGUGGUAUCUUGGUCAAACUGUCGAAUAAUAACAAGUCUGCCGAGCGCUCCCGUCCCUUAGACGACUACAAUAACGGAGUCGUAAUGACUCACAGACCGCUCUACGACAACGAGCUCUUUGAGAUACGAAUAGACCGCCUCGUGGACAAGUGGAGCGGCAGUAUAGAGGUCGGCGUUACAACCCACAAUCCAGCGACAAUUCGGUUUCCGUCGACCAUGACAAACAUGGAUUGUGGAACCAUCAUGAUGUCCGGUUGUAAGGUCCUGAUCAACGGACAAGGCACUUGUGUCGAAUAUGGCAACUUUAAUUUGGAUGAACUUCGAAUAUUAUAUGUCCAGGAAGGAGACACUAUUGGUAUGAUGCGCAAUUCUGCCGGUAAAUUGCACUACUUCAUAAACAGCAUCGAUCAGGGAGUUGCGGCAGACAAGGUGGACCAACAAGUUUGGGGCGUUAUCGACCUCUAUGGCAUGACAGUCAAGGUAUCAAUAGUUGAUGCGUGUGAGGAUCUUUGUGAGAUGGACACGAAUAUCAUGAACCAGCCAAGCGUCUCCAACGUCCCUAACCUGCCGUCGCCUGUACCUGCGAACACCAGCAGAUACAGGCCUCAAAUAGACGAAGACAGUCUUUUAUUUCAUUCGCUGCGUGAUUCGUAUGUUAUUAUUAUUAACGAUGGUAAGACUGCUCAUCGGCCUAACGCUUUCGAAUUCUUCAACAAUGGCAUAGUGAUGACGAAUCGAACGUUAAAGACCAAUGAGCUGUUUCAAGUUAGACUCGACCUGGUCAUACCCAAGUGGGCCGGCAGUAUCGAGAUAGGGGUCACGCAGUAUUCCUCCAAUGAUAUAAAGACACCGUUCAAAAUGAGUCACGCUAAAUCAGGCACUUGGGUCAUGGCCGGCGAAGACAUUAUUCGCAAUGGAAGCGUUAUAAUACCGAAAUAUAUAAGAAAUCUCAAUGGAUUAUGUGAGGGAGACACCGUGGGCGUGAUGCGAAAGGACAUGGGCAUCCUACAUUUCUUUGUGAAUGGCGUCGAUCAAGGUCCGGCCGCUUUUAAUAUACCAGGUCAAGUUUUUGGUGUCAUUGAUUUAUAUGGAAGAGUGGCGCAAGCGACGAUAGUAGACACCUAUUCACCGCCGACGACGUUUUCACCGGAAUCCCCGAACUCCUUCGAAUCAAAUACUACAGUUUAUCCGGAAAUGUGCUUCCACCGCGUACACGGGCGUAAUGCACGCUUGAGUCGCACGCGAUUGACUGCGUCACGUACGGCGGUCUACUCGGAGUUCAACGAUGCGGUGCUCUUCAGUUCUAGGCCUUUGCGAGAGUGCGAUAUGUUCGAACUGAGGAUCGAUUCUAUGGUCGAUUGCUGGAUCGGGAGCUUGGAGAUCGGUGUGACAGCAAUUCGUCCGGAUGACCUGGACGAUUGCGUCCUAGCGGGAACGGCGACGGACCUGAACUACGACACGUACAUUUUGAGCGGCUCCGCAAUGAUGAAGGACGGAGAGUGUGUGAGAAGUGGAUAUUCCUUGGAUCUGGAUACAUUGACUGUCGGCAGUCGAGUCGGUGUCAUGUGGCACGCGGAUAGAAGCCUCCACUAUUACUUAGAUGGAAUGGAUAUGGGGAAGGCGUGGUUCGUUCCUCAUCUCAACAUCUACGCAGUUGUCGACCUUUAUGGGCAGUGCACUCAGGUGACGAUACUACAAAACGAAGAACGAACAUUUAACUACAACGGCUGUCCACUCGCCGAUAAUCCGUUUUUCGGUCUACCGCGGUUAUUGGCCACACCUCCACCGCCAUAUUGGAGUUUUUCCGAGUAUUAUGGAGACAACGUCCGGUUAACUCACGAGUAUUCGGUCGCGAAGAGGUUGACUCCCGAUCCGAUGGGUGCACUAGUCUUCAGCUCCGAUCACUUGGCCGUCGGGGAAAUGUUUGAGAUAAAAAUCACGGAAUGCCAAGACAGUUUUGCUGGAGGAUUUCGUAUGGGAGUGACCGAUAUUAAUAUUUUGAACGCACACGUCAAUAGAAGCCUGCCCCCAUCUAUUAUAUACUUGCCACAUUACACCGCUUAUGUUGAUGGGAGAUACAUGAAAUAUUCAAAGCCCGGGACCAGAGAGCAAGAUUGGUGCACUGUUUCACCGUCAUUCGAGUGGCUGAGGCCCGGAGACCGUGUCGGUCUGAAGAAGACUACCGACGGACGUGUAUUGGUUUAUUACAACUGCGAGUGUAUCGAUACGGCAUUUGAACGGGUUCCCGAUAAAGUGUACGUGGUGAUGGAGCUAUAUGGAUGCGUUUACAAGAUUCAAGCAAUAAAACGGGACAAUGUUGUCGCCUUGCCGCAAACGAUACCAAACGACUCGUCGUACAUAAAACCUACUACGGAGGUGGAAGUGGACCUUAACAUGGAGAGUUGUACGAGUGAAACGGAAGGCACCUUGUCUACGGUGACCGUGAUGCCAUCGGAGAGACGGCGGCGGUCGCCUUUACCAUACACCUUUCACUAUGUGCACGGAAAGAAUAUCAAGCUGUGUAGCUCUGAUACAGUAGCCGUGCGUACGUCGGGCUACAACGAUGCGAUCGCUAUCGUAAGCCAGCCUCUCAGAAGGGGCCACAGUUUUAGGUUCCGGAUCGACAAGGUGGAUGAAGAGUGGGAAGGCAGCGUGGCGAUAGGGGCCAUGGCGACGCUGCCCACGGACAGUCUGCCGCCGGUGGCGACUCGGCUCGACCCGGCCGCCUGGGUUCUCACCAGCGACCACUUAUACGAUGGCACUUGUUAUUUACGCGCUCCGAUGGCUAUCGAGCUCGAAGAUGUUAACGAGCAGUCGGUUCUGACUCUCCACUUCAGGUUCAACAGUGAUCUGGUGGUGGAGUUAGACGGAAGAGUUUUAGCCGUCGUCGGAUCUGUCUCGAGACUCAACGGCCACGUGUACCCCUUGGUCGAUCUCUACGGAAAAGUUUGUCAGGUCUCGGUCUUGCUCCAUCCGUAUUCUAUUACGAGUGGAACGUCCCUAGAUUUGCCGAUAAUCGCUGAAAACAGACGCGAAGAAUCUCUAGCGGAGCUCGAGCAGGAACUGGAGAAUACGAGUGAAGAUAGAUUGCAACGUCGAAACCGGGCGUUCAGUGAAAACAAUUUGAUAGAGGAUUUCGAGAUGGCGGGGCCCAGCGCGGACGUCGGAGACGCCUCAUUCGACGACGUCAGAGUCGCGCGGAGCAAAGUGAUGCAUCGGAGUUUAACGCUGACCUCGGACAGGGGGCCCGGGGUCGUGCAGAAGAGUCGCUCCACUCACAAUUUCGGGACCGAGGAAUUCGACGGACGAGCGAGGGCCGACUGCGAUACGAACAUUCGCCACAACGACCGCUACCCCGAAGCCGACGUCGACAAUCUGGAUAACGAAAUCGUGGACGCCCUCACCUUGGAGACGGGGAAUCUUCCGGAUCUAACCGAGGAACGCUCCUCGUCGACGGACGACUCCGCUCGAAGGGACGACGCCGAAACGUUUUCGGUGGAGAAUUUAAAUUAUUUGAACAGGAUUUUGGGCCUCGAUCGAGAGAGCGAAGGGAGUCUGGAGGCGGAGUGGGAGGCCUCGGGCGAAGGCUGCGAGCAUCUGCAUCUGGUGCUGAAGUAUUGGAACUUUUUGGUGCUGCCUUACCCGGAGUUGAGGAGAGCGGUUUCUUGGGGACAAGUCGAGUGCUACUGCGGCAAUUGCGUGCCGGACGCCGAGCCGUCGUUCGCCGGUUGGGUCCGCAUCGAGCGCAUCGACGGUAUCGGUGCGGCGACACGUGGCUUCUGGCACAUCGUCCGCUCGACACUCGGCGCGGCACAGGCGGUCGAGCGAGCCGUCGCUAAGCGACCGGCCGAGAUAUCUUCCACCCUUCUGACUACGCCUAGCGAUGUGUGGAUGGACGAAGAAGGGAAGCCGCAUCAUACAGUUUUAGCCAUAGAAAUCGAUAUAGAGGGCAACGAAGCCGACAAAGACAGGCUGCUAGCCUUUCUCAUUUACAUGAAGCCUCACAUCGUUUUCGUCGACGAUAAUCCACCGAGCCUCGACGAAUGACCGGCGGCGACCGUCACGACUAGUCCUUCGCAACGUGGUUAAACCGAAAACUGGACCGGAUCUUUUGGUAUUUGAGUGAAAUUAAAACGAAUUUAGCGUUAAUUAAUUAUCUAUGUCCGAUCCGGGGGCAACUGUCAAACCUUUGCACGUAGUGACGACGACAGGACGCAAGACAAUUGUCAGAAGCGUUUAUGUCCGUAAAUGUCAUUAACUAUAUCGAUGAAGCUAAAUUUAAUUUCUUCCGAGUACCGAAAGAUCGUACGCUCGAAGCGUUAAGGGCUCAACCGACUUUAUAUAUUUUUAAAUGUUUCUUAAAAGUCGGAUUUUUGUAAAGUUCGAGGCGCGAGGUCAACGGGAUCUUUGAUUAGACGAUGAUUGUGAAAAUGUCCAACCGUUUAGUCAAUCUAAACUUUAAAAUAUACACAAAGGUGUAUUUCUUGAAUUGACAUAAAUAUUUAGACAUUUAUAAGUUUUAACUUUGAGUCUAAUAGACUUUCGGGCGCCUUUGAAGCGUUCGAAUCUGAAUGUACUAGAUUUUACCCCGUAUUUGUCUGUCAUUUUAACACACAUUCUAUUGAAAGCACUAAUAUUUUGUGAUUCACACGAGGACCAGCCUCAUUUUAUUAUUUUUAUUAGGAUAACGUAACGAAGAUAUCGAUCAAAAAUAUAUACAUAGUAAUUAAUAUUAACAUUUGAAUGUCCGUUUCACGAAAGUUUUACUUUGUUACUAAAUUGUAUACAUUUGGGGCAUAUUUCUGCCCAUGUGGUCACAUGUAAAAACUUUUGGGAACACAUCGUGGCCCCAAACGGUCCCUUUCUCUAUGGUUAAGGUACUCUUUACGCGUAGUCGUUAUAUAAUAUUAGUCGUUGGCAACACCGACACACUUUGGUAUAGCGAUGUGUUGUUUGUUCGUGCUUCCGAUUUUAGUUCCAAAUACGCCCACGGAACGCUGCCUAAGUUUAUAUUAAUAUUCUUGUAUGUUAUUGCCUUCGUUUCAUUAGUGCUAAGGGUGCUGUUCUGUUGGUUAAUUUAGAGCUAAAACACACAUACUCAUUCGUGUAUGUACCAUAAUCAUAAAUACUUUUUAUAUACUUAUCCAUUAGCACUUUCGCGAAACGGAGAAAGCAUUUUAAAUAAUCUUAAUGUUCAUAGAAAAAAUGUAAGCAAUAGGUGUUUUAAAGAAAUGUCUAUAUCUGUCGAAAAUAGUAGUCAACAGUCGGGUCUUUGACCAAAUGUCAUAUCAAAUAAUCUCAUGCAAGAUAAAUAGCGAAGUUAUGCAUUUAUUUCUUGGCAAUCAAAGCCAGUUCAAUUAUAAUGUAUGUCUGCUUCGCCUUAUAUUUUGCAUUACUAAAAUCUAUUUCGCUUGGCUAAAUCACUCAAUUGCACUACGCCGUUAGCGAGUUUCUACUGCAGAUUGAAAAGCUAAUGGGUCAGAAAUUGUAGAUAUGUUAGACUACCCUACAGUAUUCCGUUUGAUCUCAGUCUAAAGUAUUAAACGAAUCUUGUCCAAGCAGGCGCACGAAGGGGGGACUUAUAAAGUGUAUUUAGACUUCGCUUUCGCCAAACUAAUUUAACCUCUGAGCUGAAAUGCAUCGCAUUAUCUCAAGAUACUUGUAAGCCUAAUGCACUUUAUAAAUGCCAGCCUUAGAGUCGUCCAUUAAGUGAUUUCUAAUGGUAGAAUAGUUACCCGUCUUUUAGUCAACGACUGAUUAAUGCUUAUGUCUUAAUCUACGGCUGCAAAAAAGCAAUUAUUAAAUGUAACAUUUGAUGCAAUUUUGUUGAGUAACAUUUUAGGAAGUAUAAUUUCCGUCAUAUAUCCGUCAAGGAAGAGAUUAAUUAGUGUUAAAACAAAUAAAGCAAUGUAGAUCUUUCCUAAUUUAUUGUAAUGUUUUAAGUACGACUGAAAUUAAAUUAUUUAAAUGAUUGUGUUCUUAAUUUAUGAGUAUAUAUAAAUAAAUAAAUCAUUGUACAUCAAAUAUAAUAUAACAUCGUUGACUAGAGAAUAUUUCUCAGCUUUUGCAUUUUAUUUUCGGCUGAAUAUUCCUUGUAUUUUUAUUAUUGUGACAAAAUAGCUUUUCUUUUGAAUAAGAAAGAUGCUGUGAUAUUUAUAUUUUGCAAGUUUAUAUGUAUGCUAUUUUUAAUAUUUUAGCAGUUAAGAGGAGUAACUGUUGAGUUUCUUGUCGGUUCUUCUCAGCAGAAGCUACAUUCCGAACCGGCAGUAACUACAAAAAUAUAUAUUAUUUGAAUCGUA
Molecule: messenger RNA, 7171 nt
Organism: Pieris napi
Lineage: Eukaryota; Metazoa; Arthropoda; Insecta; Lepidoptera; Pieridae
Gene: Neurl4
Product: neuralized-like protein 4
Exons: 31
Coding region: 180-4919 (1579 amino acids)
Source: RefSeq, a predicted model, not a curated record